Molecule: messenger RNA, 3972 nt
Organism: Clupea harengus (Atlantic herring)
Lineage: Eukaryota; Metazoa; Chordata; Actinopteri; Clupeiformes; Clupeidae
Product: solute carrier family 45 member 3
Biological process (GO): transmembrane transport
Cellular component (GO): membrane
Molecular function (GO): sucrose:proton symporter activity
Source: RefSeq, a predicted model, not a curated record
AACACUCUGAAUUUAUGUGAUCUGCAAUGGUGACCUGUUGAAUGUAUCUAAACAAGUAUUUGUUAAAUGAGCACCAAUAAAUAAUUUUGGUCCCUCAUCGUGUUCAUUUUAAUGUCAGUAAAAGAGAAUUUCAACUGUAUCCACAAUAAACCAUAAGGAACACAAUUCCGCGAGAUCUCAGCAUAUCGACCGCAUAAACAGGAUAUUAAACUGUCAAUGGACAACGUCAAGAUUAGCCGUGUCCAAGCCAAAAGUGUCGGAUAGCUUCACGCCGGUAGUUCCGACCGGUCACGUAAGAUGCGGGAAGGAGAAAAUUGUCCGGGCUUGACUGGCGUCUUUUGUAGCUCCUCCCCGACCAAGACUGGCAGUUCACGUACGUUGACCAUCAAGCUGAAGUAACUCAUCUUAAUUCGAACUCGAACUCAACCUUAGAAAACCAAUAUCACGGAACACCGCUCCUUCACAUAGCAAUUAGGAGUUCCACUAAUUACGUAAAAGUUGCGUGUUGCAGCGUAGCCUAACACGACAGUGCAUAUUAGCCUACUCUUUCUAAGUUUCUAUUAUCAUCUGACGAAUUCAGGACUCUUCCUCUAUCCCUCCCCCGACUAGUCUCAUCACGUCACAACGUGCGUGUCGAUUCCAUACAAAGUUAGGCAGCGCAACAGCGAGGGUUGGAAUUUGUAAACGACUUGCCCUCAGAUCUAUGGUGAUAAGGUUAAAGAAUGCCUAAAACAGGAUGGAUCCAUCAGGACAUCUGAGACCUCUGUGUGUCCCAGCUCCCCUCCUCCGGUGGCCACUGUCCUCGGGCACUAAACUGGACACCAUCUGUUGGAUUUCCCAGUUCUGAAGGACAGGAAGGCAGCCUGUGAAAAUAUGCCUGAAUGGAGGUCCCGGUGGCGACUUAUACUGCUGAAUUCCUUGACCUGUGGCUUAGAGAUCUGUGUGGCAGCUGGGAUCACCUAUGUGCCCCCACUGCUGCUGGAGGCAGGGGUGGAGGAGCGCUACAUGACUAUGGUGUUAGGUAUAGGACCAGUCUUUGGACUACUCUUCAUCCCGCUGAUUGGUUCUGCUAGUGAUCAUUGCAACAGCAGUUAUGGGCGGCGGUGGCCUUUCAUCUGGUUGUUGUCGUUGGGUGUGCUGAUUGCCCUGGUCAUCAUUCCCCACGCAGAUGCUCUGGCCACAUACUUCUGGGGUGGUCGAACCCUUCAUGUGGGUCUGCUUAUCCUGGGCGUGGGCCUGCUUGAUUUCUGUGGCCAGCUGUGCUUCACUCCUCUGGAGGCUCUGCUGUCUGACCUGUACCAUGACCAGGAGGACUACAGCCAGGCGUUUGCCAUGUUCUCUUUCAUGGUCAGCCUGGGAGGCUGUAUUGGGUAUUUGCUUCCUGCUUUGGAUUGGAGUCGAGGGCUGCUGUCAGUUUACCUCGGAGGGCAGGCAGAGUGCCUCUUCUCACUGCUCAUCGUCAUCUUCGUGUCCAGUGCCUUGGUGACGAUGAAGGCAUCAGAAGAGCCAGGGCAUCCCUCUGCAGCUCUAGAGCCAAGUCCCCUGCAGACGGGCCGUUGGGUGCCGUGCUCCUGUUGUUACCUGCUCAGGUGCAAAUUCAGGUUUCUGAAGUCAGGGGCCCUGCUAUGUCUGCUGCAGACGUGCUGGACCAUGACACCCGCCAUCUACCGGAGCUAUUGCCAUGUGCCACGUGUGAUGCGACAGCUCUGCGUAGCACAGCUUUGCAGCUGGAUCGCAGUGAUGUCUUUCAUGCUGUUCUACACAGACUUUGUGGGAGAGGGGUUGUAUGAAGGUGUCCCCAGUGCUGCUCCUGGGACAACCCUGAGACAACGUUAUGACGACGGCAUUCGAAUGGGCAGUUUGGGCCUUUUUCUACAAUGUGCUACCUCAACGUUCUUCUCAUUGCUCAUGAGCCGGUUGGUGUGUCUCUUUGGCUCAAGAACGGUCUACCUGAGCAGUAUGGUGUGCUUCACCAUCUCUGCUCUCAUCAUCUGCUUGUCCAAGAAUGUGAUCUUGGUUACAACCAUGUCUGCGCUGACAGGAUUUGCCUAUGCGACCCUGCAGACUCUUCCCUACACUCUCACGUGCCAGUAUCACAAAGACAAAGAGGUUUACAUGCCAAAUGGGAAAACUAAAUUAUUAAACAAGAAUGGUGUCACCAUCACAAGAGAAUCUGUGCAUUUGAAAGUAGAUGAUCGCGGUGAGGUCUUGAACAAUAAACCUGGCUGUGUCAACGGGAAUGCAUAUUUCAGCAGGGAUAUUUCAGAAUACCACCCCCCACAGCAGUACCAGAAUGGCUUCCCAUCUAAUUCCAUAGAGGAAGAUGACCAUGAAAAACGUGGCGUUGGCCUGGAUUUUGCCAUUCUGGAUAGCACCUUUCUACUGUCUCAAGUGUUCCCCACUUUCUUCAUGGGCAUGAUCGUGCAACUUACACAGUCUGUCACUGCCUACAUCGCCUGUUCUGCUAUUUUUGGUGCUAUUGCCAUUUGCUUGGCAAACCAUGUCAUUUUUGACCAAAAAGACCUGAGAUGUUAACUACCUAGCCAUAUGAAUGCCACCGAUGCUUCUAAUUGCAUUUUCAGUGGUAAGCAUUAUUAAGUGAGUGUUGGGCGGGUAUAUUUUAUUGUUUGACCUUAAACCAAACAACUUGCAAUACUAAAGCAAAUGUUAGAAAGAAACCCUAAUAAGUAAGCUGCAAUCAAAAGUAUUCAACUCCUUUUUACCUUCAAGACACUCUGCUGCUGUUAACACAAGUUAAUGAACACUUUAGUAAACUGUUUAAUAAAGUUUACAAAUACACUGAUGUAGUUAUUUGAUAAAGUUGAGCUUAGAAAGCCUAUCUGCUCCAAAACAGCCUUCUUUGUCAUAUAACUGAUGGUACCCGUCACAUGGUCAAGACCACCAGGUCCCGUGGUAUCAGAACACCCCAGAAACGGCACAGAUCCACCUCCAGACUUGGCUGUGGCGAUGGUCUUUUUCUCGUCAUAGGCCUCUAUUAUGACUGACAUUAUUUUCUUAUGAUCCAUGGGGCCAAACAGUUCAAUUUUAGUCUAUAAAAUUGUCUCCCAGGAUUAUCCAAAUCUUUUGUUCUCCCUCUCACAGAGUUUUGAUCAAAUAUCUGAUCCCUGUGUUUGAAAUCUUCCAUUGCUAGAUAAGUUUGCUUCUAUACUAUGAAAUUUAAAUGGGCAUCUGAUACUGCCAACUGUCUCAUGGAAAUGGCUGCUGACACUGAAAAAGAAAAAUGCAUUACAGCUUGGGCAAAGAAAAUGUCAUUAUAGAGUUCCAAAGUUUCCAAAAUUCCAAUAGUGUUUUAACACAAUUUAAUGACCUUUAUGACCAGAAGUCAUUGAAAAGAGCAAUACUGAAUAGGGGUCAUUUUUGCACAUGGAUAUUUGUGGAAAGAAUCAGACUUUUAAUCAUUUUCAUAUUAUCAAGAUAACUCAAACAUGUAUUAAUAAACAGUGUUUGACUGUUUGUUUACUUAGUCCAUAAUUAAUAUAUUUUAUUAAAUUUCACUCACAUCACCCGAAUGUCUUCAGGGUUAAGGAGGUAUGUGUAUAUGUGUAUGAUAUUCUAGUUUCACAAGGGCAAGAUUAUGCUUUUCUUUAAAACUUUAUCAAAAGCAGGAAGUUUGAUCAUGAACAUGUUUUUCUCUAUUGUGGCCCACAUUAUUGUUACACAUUAUUUUAUUUUUGUUGUUCAAAUGCCUCCAAGACAUAAUCAGCUUUAAGAGUGUGUAGAUAUUGAUCUUUAUUUGUGUAGGAUCCAUUUUUAAAGCACUUCCGGAAGUGAUGAGGAUUAAGCAUUUUGCAAAUGAGGCUAUUUCGUCCAUGAGGAGUGGAAUUCUGAAUCAUGCAGUUCUUGAACAUGGUUGGUGGCACAUGUGCCUUUAUAUGUAAUAUAAUGGGUUAUUUUUAAAUGUACAAUUGAUUGUUUUCUAAAAAUUGUAUAUUAAAAUGAGUAUUGUUUUAA